UCUGGUCGGCUUAACAACGUAAAAGCUUACGGCGAAGGUGUGAGUUCAGACCGAUGUAUGCGCUACAAAAAGUGUUUUGGGAAAUCCCCACUAUACUGCUGGUCCGGAAGCAGUGGAAGCUGACCGCUGGGUAUGGAUUUCCCGGGUCAAGUUUAACAUGUGUUUUUAAGCACGAAGAUAUCACGAUGGUUCAAACUUCUCAGCUGUUGAUGAGGUAGGUCUGGCCUUUCAUUUCAGCUCCAGUGCUAGUCUUUGACGUCUCACUUCAGACACAAUCUCCGAAAAGUCAGAAUGAAUGAAAUUGCUGUUCGGACCCAUCAAGGAGAAUACUAUGCAGGAGAAAUAGUCUAUGGAAUGAUUUAUCUCAAAGUUGCCACUGCUGACUUUACUGAGAAAAUACAGCUGCAGAUAUCUGGCAUUGAACAGUGUGACUAUGUACCUGUUGAUGGCGAUGAUUGGUCAAUCAACCACUCUAAUGACUGCUUACGAAACCCAUACACAGACAAGGUCAUGGCCAAUCCUGUGGAGAUCUUGGCCCCAAAAGAACCGCUUCCUGUUGGCUACUACAAGUUUCCCUUCCACUACAAACUGAAACCGAAACUCCCCAGCACGACCUCCAUUUCCUGCCCAAAGGACAGCUGGCAUGGCAGUGUCACCUACAGAGUCACAGCCACUGCCGGGGACAAACUCAGUGACACCCAGACCUUCGUCUGUCUGGGCAAGAGGACAGAUGACGUCCUCAAAGUUGCCUACAUGGAUGAAAAGAUGAUCAAGACCUGUUUUUGCUACGACCGAGGGGGGUUAUCCCUCAUGGCUGAGUUGGAUAAAUCAGUCUACACAACGGGAGAAACAAUGCAGCUGAGUGUUAAUGUGAACAACAAGUCAUCAGAGCUUGCCAAGUCGGUCAAAUGCUGGCUCAAGAGAACGGUCUGGAUGUACGGCUGUUGGGUUGAUCAAGAACAAUUCAAGGAAGAUCCCAAAUCUUCUUUGAUUUACGCCACUCACCGUGGAGACGCAAGGGUCCGACUUCAAGACGAGGUCUCCAUAGAUGCUGAAGAAAUCUGCUACAAGAAUCUGGGCUCGGUCACACCGAAGGAAAACCGUGACUGGACGUAUGAUAUCCACCUUUCCAAUCCUGACGGUUCCCUCUUGCCUCCCUCCACCAUAGGAAGCUAUUUAAGAAUUGCCUACUGCAUGCAGGUUCAUGUGUCUGUGCCCAGAGCCACUGAUCUUAUUGUCACAGUACCAGUCACUCAUGUUCUACCUUCAAAGAAUACAAAGUGGCUAGAAUGGAGACCAGAAAGCUGGAUGCAGAAUUGUCAGAUGUUGCCGAGACAUGACAAACUAGCCGUCAGAAACUCCAUUUUAGAAUCCCCAAUCUACGAAGGGUUGCUGUGAAAGUGCCUCUAGUCAUAUCCAAGGAAACCUGGAGCUACAAGAAAGACCAAAGCCCGGUCAAACUUGCCAGUCUUGUUUUUUGUUACAUCCAGAAGAAAUGUACCAAUCUCCAGUGGUGUGGUAAAGCCACACUUAAGGAGUACCUUCCCGUCUUCUCAGAGACAUGUAAAUUCCAGGUGCUUUUAGAUAAUGCAAAGAUAAUAUAUGUGGUUUGUGACCAAAUUUUUAAAAACAAAAUACAGGGUGAGUAAAAAAAAAACGAAACCCAAAUGUCGGGACC
Molecule: messenger RNA, 1678 nt
Organism: Patiria miniata (bat star)
Lineage: Eukaryota; Metazoa; Echinodermata; Asteroidea; Valvatida; Asterinidae
Exons: 12
Coding region: 292-1398 (368 amino acids)
Biological process (GO): protein transport
Cellular component (GO): cytoplasm
Source: RefSeq, a predicted model, not a curated record